AACUGUCCCCCAUAUGGGCUUUCACUUUAAAUAUAUGCAAUGGGAUAUGGGUGCUCGUCUACGAAAAACACCUCAAAUUUGAGUUAGAAACUGCAGAUCUACAAGAAGCUCUAGUGGAAUUACAAGCCAAACAUCUGGUCACAGUCAGGUGUCUUGUAAUCUAAUAGCUCAUUGUUGAUUUAAAAUGGGUUUGCGUGGCACAGGCUUUCUCCUCCAGUGUUACCUGAUGUUGGCAGCAGCAAUGUAUUUUGAUCUCGGAGAACAGGAGGAAAGGUGCAUCAUUGAGGAGAUUCCUGAAGACACGCUGGUGACUGGUUAUUUUUUGCUGGAGCCUUGGGACUUGAAGGCUGCAACCCACUCCCCCCACUUUGGCGUCACUGCAACAGUCAAAGAUCCAAAUGCUGAGGUUUUGAUGUCCAAACGCUAUGGAAGAUCAGGUAAAUUCACCUUCACAGCUCAUGCCUCUGGUCAGCACUACCUUUGCUUCCAAACCAACUCCACAAGGUUUGCUGUCUUUGCUGGUGAAAGGCUGAAGCUACAUCUGGAUGUUCAAAUGGGUGAGCACUCAGUUAACCCCACUGCUGACAGAGCCAAAAGCAGCAUGGAGACUCUGGAGAAUAGUCUCAGCCACCUCAUAGAGCAGAUGACGUACAUCACCCGGCAGCAGGAGUACCAACGGGAGAAGGAGGAGGUGUUCCGACAGGUCAGUGAAGAUGCCAACAGUAAAGUGUUGUGGUGGGCUGUAGUGCAGACCUCAAUUCUGCUGUCAGUUGGGUUCUGGCAGAUGAAACGACUCAAGGACUUCUUUGUCGCCAAGAAACUGGUCUGAUAAUGAGCUGUGACCUGUCAAUGCUGUACCUUAUUGUUUAUAUUUUGAAUGUCCUGCCCACAACCGAACAAGUGCAUCUUCUGCAUGUUGUAACAAGAAUGCUUCAGGCCAAGAACUUCAGGAUACAAGGUUAAAAAUUAUGAACGACUGACAUAAUGAAAUAAUAAAAUUAAGUGUAAAGAUUUAGGAAACAUGAAUUGCUUUUAAAAUUUCCUCUGUGGCUAUCUCAGCAGAUAUUACCACCAGGUUAAUAGAAAAUUAAAGCUAUUUUAAGCAGAAAUGUUUGAUUGUUUUAGUAUUAUUGGUCAUCUUAAAGGGUAUCUGUAUUUCAAAACUUGUCCCGUGAUCCAAUGUUUUGCAUGUGGAAAAGCUGUUCAUGGACUUUAAGUAUACAACAGAAUAAAGAACACCCUGUAA
Molecule: messenger RNA, 1246 nt
Organism: Amphiprion ocellaris (clown anemonefish)
Lineage: Eukaryota; Metazoa; Chordata; Actinopteri; Pomacentridae
Product: transmembrane emp24 domain-containing protein 11
Exons: 5
Coding region: 185-829 (214 amino acids)
Biological process (GO): intracellular protein transport; Golgi organization; endoplasmic reticulum to Golgi vesicle-mediated transport
Cellular component (GO): Golgi apparatus; COPII-coated ER to Golgi transport vesicle; endoplasmic reticulum-Golgi intermediate compartment
Source: RefSeq, a predicted model, not a curated record